Perognathus longimembris pacificus (Pacific pocket mouse) is the source of this 5109-nucleotide messenger RNA. RefSeq names its product microtubule associated protein 7 (gene Map7). Gene Ontology annotation, cellular component: microtubule cytoskeleton. The record is from RefSeq and is a predicted model, not a curated record. The coding region runs from base 1387 to 3576 and encodes 729 amino acids. The transcript has 18 exons. NCBI's taxonomy places the organism in Eukaryota, Metazoa, Chordata, Mammalia, Rodentia, Heteromyidae. Gene Ontology annotation, biological process: microtubule cytoskeleton organization.
CUAAUAGCUACCAUGGGAGGUGGAGAUAGGCAGAUCUUGGUUCACUAUCAGCUUGGGCAAAACAGUGAGACUCAACAAAAACAAGCCUAGGGUUGUGGCUCAUGCUUGUAAUUUCAGCUACAUGAGAGGAGGAGGUAGGAACAUCUCACAAGCACAACUAUAUGAAAAGCAAACUAAAAACAAAAGGAGUAGAUACAUGGCUUCGACACAUGUUCUAAGAACACUUGAGGUUCUGAAUUUAAUCUUCAGUUCUAUCACAAACUAAAAUUAAAUAAAUAAUAUGUGUUGUGGAAUCUAGUGAAUAUUUAAGCCUUAUCCAGUGAGCCUUAUCAGUCUUACAAAUCCCAAUUGCCCAUUUAAUCUCUACUGGGUCAUUCAUGUUAAUCAUAGAGACUUGAAAGAUUUUUAUCUUCUUUUUUCAAAAACAAUUAUUUUUCAAAUUGGGCCCAUAGCUUAUUCAAACUCAUUAAUUGGCUUUAAUCAACAUUUUCUGGCUCCUGUGCUAGAAAAGCCCUUUUAAAGAUAAACCUAGGGCAAAAAUGUGGCAUAAAUAUUGAAUUCAAAGGUCACAGUGAAGUUUAUCAUUGACUUAAAACAGGUAAUUUCUGAGACUUUGUAUGUAAUGAAUGCAGAAGUCAUUUCUAAGGCUUCAGCGUUUAUAUUCUUUGGUUCUUUCUCCCCUGUUAGAAGACCUACAGAAUUGUCCAAAGUAGCAAAGGCAAGUCUGUCCUGGGCUUCUGAACAAAGCAUGUGAACUUCACUUCCUGUGGCCUCGGUAACCCUGUCUGUCUUCAGCCACAGGGGGAAAGAACAGAGGUCUCUGCCUGACUGAUUCUCAGUGGCUGCCUUUUCCUGUUGCAGAUCCCUCCUCUGGUAGGGAAACAGAAUCAGCCACCACCUUGAGGGCUUUAUACUGUCAUUGUUAAUGAAUCAGACAACCAAAAGGCAGAAGAGUCUGGAGAGAGAGUAAUGCUGCUUAGUUGCUUUGGGGAAGCAAUUUAUUUUUAGGGUGUUUCAUGCACAUCCUUCUUGGGGCUUGGCCUGAAUCCCUGAGAUUAGGGUAUUUCACAUGCAUUUCUUCACCAGGGAGGCCUCCCCUCUGUUGCCUACACCCCUUUGAGCUUCACUGGCUCUAUUGAACAGAGCCAUUCUCAGCUUUUACUUUGGUUCAGUGAGCAGGGUUACUGUUUAAACACGGUGACUGCAGAGUUGUAGGUCUCAUUGCCCUUUUGCUUUCCUCCCAAGUGUACCUCAGCUGUGAGAUAAUCAUAGUCUGAUUAACUGGGCUUCUCAGAUCCCUGGGUCUUUCCUGACUGAGUGACUCAAAGCAAGAAGAGAGAGGCAUGCAGAAAUGUUGCAGCGGAUUCAAGAAAGAAGGGUUUAUGGAUGGGAGAAGCUAAGAUGGACUCGCCUGACAGCUAUAAAGUACAAGAGAAAAAACCGUCCCUCAACCGCCCUUCCUCUACGGUUUCAGGACCAAAUAACAACCACUCCGGAAAUAAACAAGAACCUCCACCUGUGCUACGUGUUGAUGACCGCCAGCGGCUGGCCCGAGAGCGGCGUGAGGAACGGGAAAAACAGCUAGCUGCACGAGAAAUCCUCUGGCUAGAGAAGGAGGAACGGGCCCGGCAGCACUAUGAAAAGCACCUGGAGGAGAGGAAGAGGAGGCUGGAGGAGCAGCGGCUGAAGGAGGAGCGGAGAAGGGCGGCGGUGGAGGAAAAGCGAAGGCAGAGGCUAGAGGAGGACAAGGAGCGCCAUGAAGCUGUGGUACGACGUACAAUGGAGAGGAGCCAGAAACCAAAGCAGAAGUAUAACCGGUGGUCGUGGGGGGGCCCUCUGCAUGGGAGCCCCAGCAUCCGCAGUGCAGAUCCAGACAGGCGGUCAGUUUCCACCAUGAAUCUUUCGAAACAUGUCGAUCCGGUCAUUAGCAAGCGGCUCUCAUCUUCCUCUGCGACUUUGCUAAAUUCUCCAGAUAGAGCUCGCCGCCUGCAGCUCAGCCCCUGGGAGAGCAGCGUUGUUAACAGACUCCUGACGCCUACACAUUCAUACCUGGCCAGAAGUAAAAGCACAGCUGCCUUGUCUGGAGAUGCAGCAUCUUCCAGCCCCAUCAUCAUGCCCUACAAAGCUGCACACUCUAGAAACCCAGCGGAGCGACCAAAACUCUUCGUAACUCCACCUGAGGGGUCUGCACGCAGGAGGACCAUCCACGGCAUUGUGGGCCACAAAAGAGAGAGAGAGAACUUGCCCUUCCACCUGACCUCCAGCAUCCGAAGGACUCAGUCUCCGUCUAAUCCCAAAGCGAGGUCAUCAGCGCCCUCGCGCCUCUGGCUGCCAUCCAAGUCCUUGCCUCACUUGCCUGGUACACCCCGACCCAUGUCCUCCCUGCCUCCUGGCUCAGUGAAAGCUGCUGCUGCUCAGGCCCGGCCCCCAUCCCCUGGAAACAUCCGCCCUGUCAAGAGAGAAGCCAGAGCAGAACCUGAGAAGAAAGACGCAGAGAAGGAGCCACAGAAAGCUGCCAAUGAGCCCUCACUAAAGGGCAGAACACCUUUAGUGAAGGUAGAGGAGGCCCCCAUUGAAGAGGGGAUGCCUGUCGAAGCAGAAGCUGGCCCUGCUACUCCAUCCAUGACCCCGGCUCCAGCCCCAGAGCCAGCCCCAACCCCGGUGCCAGCUCCAGUCCCUGCUCCAGCUGCGGCCCCAGCCCCAGUUGCAGCCCCAGCACCAUCAUCCACUGUGACUGCCACUGCCGCUCCGAAAACCUCUGCAGGCACCACGGACCCAGAAGAGGCCUUGAGACUGCUGGCUGAGAAGAGGCGGCUGGCCCGCGAGCAGAGAGACAAGGAAGAAAGGGAGAAGAGGGAGAAGGAAGAACUGGAGAGACAAAAGAGAGAGGAACUAGCCCAAAGGGUAGCAGAAGAGCGAAGUCGCCGUGAGGAGGAGUCCCGCAGGCUGGAGGCUGAGCAGAUGCGGGAGCAGCAGGAGCAGGCGAGAAGGCAGGCGGAGGAGGAGCGAGAGCGCUUCCAGAGACAGAAAGAAGAAGAAGCUCGCCUGCGGGAAGAAGCAGAGAGAGUCCGGCAGGAGCGAGAGAAACAUUUCCAGAGAGAAGAACAGGAGCGCCUGGAGAGAAAAAAGCGGCUUGAAGAGAUUAUGAGAAGAACUAGGAAGACAGAAGCUACAGAUAAGAAAACCAUUGAACAGCAAAAUGGUGACAUAGCCAAGGGAGUGAUCACUGGAGGAACAGAGGUGUCUGCACUUCCGUGUCUGAUGAACUCUCCAGGAAAUGGCGACUCAGCGGGCAGCCCGCAUGUAGGCACUCCAUGUCAAUCAGAAGUGACCCCAGAGGGUACUCCUAACUUGGAAAAACAACCAAAUGAAAAUGGAGUAUCUGUUCAGAAUGAAACUUUUGAAGAAAUUAUAAAUCUGCCCAUUGGAUCCAAACCAUCCAGGUUAGAUGUCACCAACAAUGAGAGCCCAGAAAUUCCUCUGAAUCCAAUUUUGGCCUUUGAUGGUGAAGGGACACUUGGGACCCUACCUCAGGUAGAUGGUGUGCAAACACAACAAACCGCAGAAGUUAUAUGAGCAUUUCUUCUGAAGAACCAAAGCAAAACUUUAAUAACAGUUUCUAUGAUUAAUGGAAUUCCUUUCAUGCUACAAAGGAGCAACCCCCAUCUCCAGUUUUUCUAAAGAUUUCUUGACCAUCAUUUUGAAAAGACUUAUUAAAACCAGCUAAGACAACAGACAGACUGGAUAGCUUUUCUAAUAAUUUUCGCCAACAGAAAGAAAGAAAUGCUCCUUUAUUCUUCAAUACUUUUUCCAGCGUGCUCCUUCUUAGCAAAUCAAUAUUUUUCUGCAAUCUUAAAGAAAUGUGCUCACUAGGUGUGAUUUUUCACAUAGAUAUUUUGGUCUUAAAACGUUAACAUACAAAAUUGGCAAAAAAAAAAAAUGACCUUUUACAAUGUAAUACUUGAAGCAUAAGUACCUCUUUGCUCUACAAGUAGAGUAAAUAUGGGAGGUAUUUAAAUUAAACUUCUUUGUUUAAAUAUUAUUGCAAAGAGCUCUAUUUGUAGAGGCAAACUCUAGGCAGAUCAGCAGUUUCUUGUAAUGUAAGCACUUGUACAUGGACAUUCUGCAACCCGGCUGUCAUUUUCUUCUCGCAACUCCUUUUACAAACAUGUACUACCAGGUUUGAAAAUGUGAGAAAACAAAACAUGUUGUUGUUUUUCAGGGCAAGAAAAUAAUUUACUGUCUUAACUAAUGUAUUUAUAAUGUUUUUUCCAAAGAAAUCCAAUAAAUUAGAACAAUGCGACAACAUUAAAAUGUUGCUUUCUUAGAUGCACUCCUGCUGAUUCCCGUGAGAGAAUGUUGCUGAAGAUUCAGGGCUGUUUCUGAUGUUAGUAUUAAGUUGCUGCUGUCCCUGAUAUUUGGGGCGGGGGGGGGGGGGGUUGAAGGGAAUAGGACCACUUAUCUUUGCCUUACCUGAUCACAAAUUAUGUGGGGGAGGGGGAAUAAAGAUUUCAUAGUUCUUUAAAUUAAAAAAAAAAGAAUUUGGUUUUGCUCGUUUCAGAGCAGUGAAGAAUCCCGUGGAGUGGGGACUGCAUGGCACACAGGCCAAGGACCACCCUGGCCGCGCUUGCUCUGUGCUGCGUGAGCCAGCAUUUUUCACUCUGCAUUGUUUUUCUUCCCUUGUGCUGUUGAGCCUCACUAUAUACUUACUACCUUGCACUUUUAUUUGCGAAUAUAAAUUCUAUGUUAUUUUUCUACCAAGAGACAACUAAUGACUAAACGUAGCAGCACAGGGAAUGCCGAGGGAACGCAUUUUUAUGUGGACUCUCAAAAAUAAAAUGUAUACCACUUAUAAUGUGUUAGUUUUAUACAGAGAGCAGUUGGUUAACCUACCUGAUUGAAUGAGAGACUAUUCAUCUAUUGGAUUAUUUCUCUUAAAUUAUCCAAACAUAUGAUCUUUAGCAGUAACUUGUAAUUUGUGGAUUAUUUUUCCCUAUUUUUGAUUGUCCGUGUAUGCAUAGUCAUUAAAAAAUUGUUUUACAACAUUGUUUUGUUUAAACCAACUUACUACAAAACACCAAUAAAAUGUUUGACAUAGUUUUACUUUUA